Didymodactylos carnosus is the source of this 1398-nucleotide messenger RNA. NCBI's taxonomy places the organism in Eukaryota, Metazoa, Rotifera, Eurotatoria, Philodinida, Philodinidae. The record is from the annotation of a GenBank genome assembly.
AUGUUGGAUCAACCGUACAUGACUGAUUUAAUUGAAGCAAACUCAAUGGCAUAUGAACCUGACAUAAUUGAUAUCUACAGCGCAUCCUGGGGUCCGGUUGAUGAUGGAAAAACGGUUGAUGGUCCAAGACAUGCAACAAUGAAAGCAAUUGUCAACGGAAUUAAUGAAGUUCGUAGAAUCAAAUUAUCAAGCUUCUUUUUUUCUAAACAAAUAUUUACUUAUUUAACUCAAAAUUGCAGGGGCGCCGAGGGCUCAUUAUACGUUUGGGCAAGUGGAGACGGUGGAGCAAACGACGAUUGUAAUUGUGAUGGUUAUGCAGCAAGUAUGUGGACUAUUUCAAUUAAUUCAGCUAUAAAUGAUGGACGAACAGCGUUAUACGAUGAAUCAUGUUCAUCAACAUUAGCUUCAACAUUCAGUAAUGGUAGAUCAGAUGAUCCACAUGCCGGAGUGGCAACAACUGAUUUAUACGGACAAUGUACGUUAAAACAUAGUGGAACAUCGGCUGCUGCACCCGAGGCAGCUGGUGUUUUUGCCUUAGCAUUAGAAGCAAAUCCUAAUUUAACCUGGCGUGAUAUGCAACAUUUAACAGUGUUAACAGCCAAACGUAAUCAGUUAUAUGAUCCAUCUAAAAAGCAUUUAUGGCAUAUCAAUGGAGCCGGUCUCGAGUUUAAUCAUCUGUUUGGCUAUGGUGUGUUGGAUGCUGGGGAUAUGGUACGUCACGCAAAACAAUGGAAACCAUUACCACCUCGAUAUCAUUGUGAAGCUGGAAGAAUCUCAAAAAGACAAUUAAUUCCUGAACAAGGCAACCUUACAUUGAAAAUCACCACGGAUGCAUGUGAAAAUACACAAGACGAAGUUGGAUAUCUUGAACAUGUGCAAGCAUUUAUUACAUUGAAAUCCAGUAGAAGAGGAAAUACGGUGAUUUUUCUAACAUCACCAUUAGGCACAAGAUCGUUAAUAUUGAGUCGUCGUCCACUUGAUGAUGAUUCAACAAAUGGAUUUCAUAAAUGGCCAUUUAUGACCACCCAUGCGUGGGCUGAACAAGGUCAAGGUACAUGGACUCUCGAACUCUUAUUUGAUAAUGACGAUAAUGAGGAUGCCCCGUUAACGAAGCAACAGCUAAUCGAUAAACAAAAACGACAAAAUCAAACUGUUAAUAGUAAUACAAAUAAUAGAAAGACAACCGGUGAAUUUUUAGAAUGGAUACUUCUUCUACAUGGUACAAGGCAGCAGCCCUACAAAGAUCAAACACAAACAAACUGGAAAUCUAAAUUAGCUAUUGCAAAACAAAUACAUGAAAAUAAUUUUAAAGAUAAAGCAAAAUAUAUUGAACUAUUGAAACAAGAUCAUCAAAAGCGCUUAGGAAGCGAUAACAGUAUGAUGGAAAGAAAAAUUUGA